Messenger RNA from Zophobas morio, 1036 nucleotides. Its product is annotated as phospholipase A2. The record is from RefSeq and is a predicted model, not a curated record. The transcript is spliced from 4 exons. Lineage: Eukaryota; Metazoa; Arthropoda; Insecta; Coleoptera; Tenebrionidae. Bases 208 to 990 code for a protein of 260 amino acids. Gene Ontology annotation, biological process: phospholipid metabolic process; arachidonate secretion.
UGGUGGGGUCCGGGUAAUUUUAUUCAAAUUUGCUUGAGUGAGCACCGCAUUUAAAAAAUCUGUGAUUUCAGUGCUCAAUCAUGUUCGAAUCAACCGAAAAUUCUGAGUGAUUUCCCGACGGUUUUUCCUUUUUCGGUCGAGAUAGAGUUUGCGGUUUUUUAUCUUCCAGAAGUUGUUCGAGAAAGAAGACUUAAUUGAAGAGGAAUCAUGAAAGUUCCAAUCGCCGUUUUGCUCUUCGUGGGCCACGUCACGGCGACGGUGCUUAUCGCUGAUAACACGAUGUCGAAGAUGCUGGAGUUGACCACGAGGAGGCCUUUUUGUCACGUGCAUACAGACAGAGGCAAAAUCCGCAACAUGCUACUCAGCUCCGACCCCCGCCGAGUCCGCCAGAUCUCCGACGAGUCCAUCUCCAAACUAGUGGAAAUGUGCCAGAACAACCAAGUCCACUCAUCCCACCAAGGCGGCUUCAUCUACCCCGGAACCAAAUGGUGCGGCCCCGGAACCAUCGCCAGGAACUUCACCGACCUGGGCUACCACACCAAAGAGGACAUGUGCUGCAGAGACCACGACAACUGCCCCAACAACCUCCUGCGAGGCGAAUGCAGGCAAGGAAUCUGCAACGACUCGCCCUUCACCAGGUCCCACUGCGACUGUGAUGCCACCUUCAGAAGGUGUUUGCAAAACGUCAACACGGAAAGUGCAAACACCAUCGGCGCCAUUUUCUUCAACAUCGUCCAGGUGAUUUGUUUCAAGGAGAGGAGUCCGUGCUCACAGCUGCAGAGUAAUAACACGUCCAAAGACUAUCCCGACAUCGACGUUCGCUUUCAAGCUGAAGAAAACGGCGACGGCGAAACCAAAACUAGUAUCAACUGUACGCUAGAAUUCGUGGUUUUUGGUCGGUACAUAGGUAGUCGUUUCCCUCGUUUCGACUGGAGGAGCAAACACGAGUUCUUCUUCAACAUAAUACUGAGAAAACUAAGACUGUUGUAGUAUUUUUCCACUUUUUUACUUUUGUAGUAAAUAAAUUUUGACCGAA